UGAUCAAGGUACAUAAUACUCUGUCUCAGUGAGCAGUGCUGUGUCUUCAGAAAGCCACAUCCACGAGGACAGGAGCAUGGCACUAAACUGCCAAUCAAACAGUCAGGAGGUUCUUUGGAAAGAUGUUGAAGUUGGGACGGAGAAGAAGAGCAGGUACCGUGGCUACCAUCUGGGGGCGAUUGUACUGAGCCUGCUACUCCUGUCUCUGACCCUCUGUGUGUUCAGCAUGAAGCAGUUCUGGUCUGCCAGCCCCGGACGGGUAUAUGAUCUUAGGUAUAAAGUGGUGAUGGAUGGUGCCGAAACAGAGAGUGUCAUGGAGAUUGACCCCGCCCACCGUCUUGAGAUCUUCAGGAUGGGAAAUGGGAGUGAAGAAGUUCUGGAGAUUCAUGACUUCAAAAAUGGACUGACAGGGAUUCGGUUUGCUAAACAACAGAGAUGCUACAUCAAGAGCCAAACCAAGGAGCUUCCAGAACCAACAGCAAUGGAACCUGAAGACAACGAGAUGCCGGUGGAUGAUGUCUCAGUUGUUCCAGAGGAGGAAUUGCAGGUGUGGGUCCCGUCUGCUGAGCCCAUUGCGAACCGCGCCUUCCUGCUUGACUCCAAGAUCUCAGAAAUCUGCCAGAACCUCCCCGUACACUGGAUCCACCCUUCCCCUCUGAAAGAUGUGGACUUCCCAGACACAGAGAACACUGAGGAGACACCAAUGGUCAGAGGUCAACGCCAGGUCAGGGACGUUCUAGGCCACCAGCAAGUCAAUGACUAUAGAGAAUCCGGAGUGGAGCUGGACAACAGGCUGGAUGAGCGGGGAUACUGCUGCCAGUACUGUCGACGUAGCCACCGCUACUGCCGCCGCUACCACGAGCCCUUGGGCGGCUACUGGCCCUACCCUUACUACUACCAGGGUGGCCGCGUCAUCUGCCAAAUCGUCAUGCCCUGCAACUGGUGGAUCGCCCGCAUGCUCGGAAGGGUCUGAAGGGGAAUCGCAGGGUCCGGGGUGCUCUCGGCAAAGGACAGUUUGUGUGGACGUUGAUGGUAUCCAGCUGGAAGUGUACCGUAGUCAGUUUUUGUUUUGGGUUUCCGGUGCGAAUUGGUACUACAGCGGGCGGUGUUCCUGGAGAGAGGGGGCGCGCUUCCAAUAUCUAUCACAUUAGGCUCUUCAGAGUGAAGUGGUGCCCACGGUGCUCCGACAAACCCCAAUAACCACAGGCAGUGAAAACAUCUUCAUAGCCAAUUCAUCGCUGUCAGCUCGCUAAAGUGUUUCUUAUCGCGCUCCCUUUCACCAAACAGGAAAGAGGCGAUCAUCAGCUAUCUAUCAUUUCAUGUAUGAUCCUUCACAUUUCAUUUACUCUCCAAUGCGAAACCCGUAUUUUUUUAUUGGCGCGUUAUAUUGCCAUUCACGGCUUGUGCCCCUUUGCAUUUGUGCAUGAUUUAAUGUGUUCGAACGACUAACAAGUAACACACCAUUUUAUUUCUUUGUCUUUUUUCAGUUAUGCUGUCAUUUGUGCAGCCCAUGAUUUGUAAUACACAGAAUGCAUACAGCAAAGAUGUCUAUUGGAAUUUAUCUUCAUCAAAUUACUGUAAAAAAAGUAUAUAUUAAUCCUACACAAUAGUAAGUGUGAGAGCAACUAGAGUUUUUUAGCAACACAUUUAACAGCAUGAUGUCAUUUGGUAUUUAAUAUCUUUGUUCCUAGGGCAAGUAUAGCAGUUUAUAUUUUUAAACAAAUAAUACUAUUAAAAAUACCAUCAACUCU
Conger conger (European conger) is the source of this 1751-nucleotide messenger RNA. RefSeq names its product tenomodulin (gene tnmd). The transcript is spliced from 7 exons. Gene Ontology annotation, biological process: negative regulation of angiogenesis; negative regulation of endothelial cell proliferation. The record is from RefSeq and is a predicted model, not a curated record. NCBI's taxonomy places the organism in Eukaryota, Metazoa, Chordata, Actinopteri, Anguilliformes, Congridae. Bases 77 to 973 code for a protein of 298 amino acids.